This is a messenger RNA of Necator americanus (New World hookworm), 231 nucleotides long. RefSeq lists its product as uncharacterized. The transcript has a single exon. Bases 1 to 231 code for a protein of 76 amino acids. The record is from RefSeq and is a predicted model, not a curated record. Lineage: Eukaryota; Metazoa; Nematoda; Chromadorea; Rhabditida; Ancylostomatidae.
AUGUCCCGUCUUCGCGACCCAGCGGAAUAUGUAUCGAAAGCAAAACAUAGAUGGGCCGGUCACAUCAUGAGAAGAAUCGACGAUAGAUGGACUAAAAGAACGCUAGAGUGGAUCCCAAGAGUUGCUAAACGAUCCCCGAGGAAGACCGCCAUGAGAUGGCGACGCGUUCACUACACGGAUGGACCAGCUGAGAGCUCAGCUGGAUACGGCUCAAGGAUCUCGUCAACGUAA